AUGACUUUCGAGCGUCCUCAUUUGAUCGCUGUGUUAUUUAUCACGACUGUUUUAGUUCCUUUAUUAACAGAGGGCCUCGGAGACUGGUCCUACCAUGGUCGUGACGAUCCAAGCACAUGGAAGUACCAUUAUCCAGCUUGCAGCGGCAGCCGACAGUCCCCAAUAAACGUUGUACCAAAACACACGAUUUUUGAUGCAGAGCUCGACGACCUUGUUGUUAAUUACGAGCCAAGCAUUUCAGCUGAGCUACAAAAUAAUGGACAUACUGUUAAAGCCACGUUCAAGACCGGGAUGUCCAAUAUCUCUGGCGCUGGACUUCCAUCGACCUAUCGAGCCCUUCAGGUGCAUUUUCACUGGGGAAGCGAUGACUCGUACGGUUCCGAGCACCAAGUUCUGGGGAAAAAAUACCCAUUGGAAAUACACAUUGUGCACGUUAAUACUAAAUAUCCUAACGCCUCAGUAGCUAUGAAAAAAGAGGAUGGCUUAGCAGUACUUGGUAUCUUCGCCGAGAUUUCUGAGAAGGACAAUCCUGUAAUUGAUCCUAUAGUGAAAAAGUUAAACGCGACUCAUUAUAAAUCAGAUACUGCUUUUAUUCCAUCAUUACAGCCUUUUUUAUUUCUACCACAUAAUCUUGCUGCAUUUUACACUUACAAGGGCUCGCUAACGACGCCGGGUUGUUACGAAAGUGUACAGUGGUUUUUGUUCAAUCACACGUUCAAGAUUUCUCAUGAUCAACUUGCUCACUUCAGGGAACUUUCUGAAAGGACACGCCAAAGUACAAAGGACGAACACUUGCAAGAUAAUUUUAGGCCUCCACAGUCUUUAAAUGGAAGAGUAGUCACUCGAAGUUUCAGUAAGUAUGAUAUUUGCUAUUCUGUUAAAUAUUUCAUGCAUGAAUUGUAUUGCAAACAAUAUUGAGCACGGUUGUAUACAAUACAAAACGCGGCAAUUAUUUAUAUGACAUCUGGACAAACAUACUCCAACAAAAAUAGUGGAAGUUUUAGAUUGGAAUUAGACCCGUUUUUCCGUUUCAUUUGUUUCUAGACAUGCAAAUUUCAGGUCUUGCUAUGAUAUGCUAGAUGUAAAAAAUUCGUUUUAUUGGCUGACCAACAAUUAAAAGACGAUUUUAUUUUAAACGUUUAAUUAGUAGAUCGUUUUCACUUGAUUGGCAAGUUUCAAGAUUGUUUACAAGCAGAUAAAUUUUUUUCCCCAGCUACAUGGAACAAUAAUAUUUUUAACAUGGUGCAUGAAUUUUUUAACUGAUCAUUCCAUUUGGCCAACAAUCUUUUAAAAGUUUGGCUUUGUGCUCAGGGUGUCCAACCAAAAUGUGAAGUGAAAAUGACAGUGAUAAAGCAAAGCUAUGAACUAUUUUUGAAGAAAAGGCUGCUUAACCCUUUUUUGUAAGUCCCAACAGAAGCAUAUAAUAGGGUUACAUGCUUCUGGUUCCAAGAGUGACCUUAUACAUAUUUUAAUAUUUUCUCCUAAAAAAUAAUCAAUGCUUCAUCAAGCAGAAAGGUUGCAAGAAUUAUAAAAGUAUUACAAGGGGGAAAAUGCAUUUAUUCUUUAAUAGAUUAUCUCAACUAAAUCUUCAAGGAAAUGUACAGAGAUCAGUUUUGAUAAUUUUUAUUUGGAUACUGUGAGUAUAGGGUUAAUACAGGGUGAGAUACCCAGAUUUUAAACAUUUUAAAGGCUGCACUCUGAGAAAAUGCCAAGUGCUCGCCUCUGAGCCUGUAAACUGAAUCCAGGGUGUCCAGUCUAUGAUUUUUGUGAAAGAAAAACUAUGAUUUUCAAGUUGCCCGAGAGGAAAAGUAAGGUGAUUGGUGGCUAAAAUGCACUGUCAGAGUAGACUUUGGUACCUUCUCUUAAUGUCUGCGUUAACCAGGUUCUACACUACUAUGCCUGAUUUUUCACAUCCUCUGUUGUAGUCUAUGGUUCCAGGUUUGAGAUUUAAAAGAAUCUAAAAUCUUCGCCCAGGGAACCCUAAAAAACAGUUGUACAGUGGACCUUCCCUUAACUCUUUAAGCCCCAAUAUCAACUUAAAAAUUCUCCACACUGAUCUCCAUAUGGUUCCUUAAAAAAAUCUAGUUGAGAGAAUUUGUUUUAAGAUCAAAGAAUUUUCACUUAACUGAUGAUUUUAUUACCUCUCAUAACCUUUUCUCUUGAUUAUGUAUGGUUGUUGUUAGGAGAAAAUUGAUGUUGGCCACUCUUGGGACUUGAGGGGUUAACGGACACCUCUGUAACAUGGACACCUAGAGUUGGUCCAUGCCUUUCUUUACUCCUUUUAUUUGAAUCACCAUAAGGUAGACAUCGUUCAUUGUUCCAUUUUCAGAACGUCCACCAUUUCCAUGUGGUAAGACAUCCAGCACAACUCUGCAAUGCUCCCUCCUCGCUGAUGAUAAAUUUGUCUUUUAUGAGGCCAUAGUAAACAUGUGCACUAUACCGGCAACUGUUACUCUGGAUGUGUCUCAACCUGACAUUCAGGUCAAUUAUUCUAAGAUUUUAUACAGAGAUACUAAACCAAGGAAAAUUGGUAGGUAGUGUUUUGUUUGUCAAUUGUAUGUUUUUAACUUUUGAUUGAAGUAUGUAGUCCCAGGGCUCGAAGCAAGGUUCAUCUUUUCUACAGUCCAGGAAAAGUGGAUUUUUUCUUCUUGUGCUCGCAUGAAUUCUGUACUUAGACUACACCUCACACCUCUGAAGCUAGGAACUACAUUUUUACAGAGCAGUGAACUUGUAAUUGAAAAAAUUUAUAGUAAACAACUGCAGGGGCGGAUCCAGGAUUUUUUUUAGGAGGGGGUGCACUCUUCUCUUGCUCUACUUCAACACCAAUAAACCACAUAGUUUGGCAGAAUACCAGUUGUAUUAGAAAACCGCAGGUCAUCCCAGGGGGGGUGCGCACCCCCUGCACCCUCCCCCUAGAUCCACCCCUGAACUGCUUCUUUUAUCUUUUUCAGGGAAUCUUGAUUAUGGAUUUGCCCUGGAGAUGCGACAGGCCAAACCUUCAACUUUACAUGUUUCUGUAAGAGCUCACAAGCCU
Messenger RNA from Porites evermanni, 3034 nucleotides. NCBI's taxonomy places the organism in Eukaryota, Metazoa, Cnidaria, Anthozoa, Scleractinia, Poritidae. The record is from the annotation of a GenBank genome assembly.